Messenger RNA from Phascolarctos cinereus (koala), 6146 nucleotides. RefSeq names its product tripartite motif containing 7 (gene TRIM7). Lineage: Eukaryota; Metazoa; Chordata; Mammalia; Diprotodontia; Phascolarctidae. Gene Ontology annotation, molecular function: protein binding; zinc ion binding. The record is from RefSeq and is a predicted model, not a curated record.
CCCCUCAGUCAGUCCCCGGGCCCUCUCCCAGAGGCGGCUGGCUGAACGUUCCAUCCCAGAACUGGGGGUGUUGCAGCGGAGGCGGCGGCGGCGGCGGCGGCAGUUAGAGCCGCCGAACCCGAUGGCUGCGGUGGGGCCGAGGUCCGGCCCUAGUGCCGGCGCGGAGGCUCUGGCCCUGGCGGCCGAGCUGCACGGGGAAGCGACGUGCUCCAUCUGCCUGGAGCUCUUCCAGGACCCCGUGUCCAUCGAGUGCGGCCACAGCUUCUGUCGCUCCUGCAUCGCCCGCUGCUGGGAGCGCCCGGGGAUCCCGGUGUCGCCUGCCCCCCGCGCCCUGCCCUGCCCUCAGUGCCGGGAGCCCGCCCGGCCCAGCCAGCUCCGCCCCAAUCGCCAGCUGGCCGGGGUGGCCAGUCUGCUCCGCCGCUACAGCCUCUCCCCGUCCGGGGACGGGGACGGGGAGGGCGCGGGGAGCCUGGUGUCCGGCUGCGUCCAGCACGGGGAGCCUCUGAAGCUCUACUGCCAGGAUGACGGGCGGGCCAUCUGCGUGGUGUGCGACCGCGCCCGGGAGCACCGCGCCCACGCCGUGCUGCCGCUGGACGAGGCGGUGCAGGAGGCCAAGGAGAUGUUGGAGUCCCGGCUAGGUGCCCUGAAGAAGGAAUUGGAGGAGUUUGAAGAUUUUAAGUCCAUGGAGGAGAAGGAGAGCCGGGAGCUGCUGAAGCAAGUGACCGUGGAGCGGGAGAAGGUGGGGGCUGAGUUCCAAGCACUGAGGGCCUUCCUGAUGGAGCAGGAAAGCAGGCUGGUGGGGCGGCUGGAAGAGCUGGCCAGGGAGGUGACUCAAAGGCAAACUGAGAACCUGAACCAGCUUGGCAGUGAGAUCUCCCUGCUGUCCAAACUCACCACCGAGAUGGAAGAGACAUCCCACAAACCUGACCUGGACUUCCUGCAGGAGUUCAAGAACACAUUAGGCAGGUGUGACAAUGUGCCUGGCCCCAAACCAGCCUCAGUCUCUUCUGAAAUGAAGAGUAAAGUUUGGAAUAUUUCACUCAAGACCUUUGUUUUGAAGGGACUGCUAAAGAAGUUCAAAGAGGAUCUUCGGGGAGAACUGGAAAAAGAGGAGAAAGAUAGAUCCCUGUACCAGGCACAUUGGGGGGGAGAGACAGAAGAAAGGAAGAAACAUGGUCCCUGCCCUUGGAGAGCUCCUGUGGAAUUGACAUUGGAUCCUGACACAGCCAACCCUCGCCUCAUCCUCUCCCUGGAUCUCAAGAGUGUCCGCCUGGGUCCACGACCCCAAGAUCUGCCUCCUAAUCCCCGGCGCUUUGACACGAAUACUCGAGUGUUGGCCUCUCGUGGAUUUUCUUCUGGCCGUCACCACUGGGAGGUGGAGGUGGGCUCGGCUGAUGGCUGGGCCUUUGGAGUGGCCCGGGAAAGUGUCCGGCGUAAGGGCCUCACCCCCUUCACUCCCGAAGAGGGCGUCUGGGCCCUUCAGCUCAAUGGUGGUCAGUACUGGGCUGUGACAUCUCCUGAGCGCACCUCACUGAGCCCCGGGGGGCGGCUGGCCCGGGUCCGGGUCGCUCUGGAUUUAGAGGCUGGUGCAGUGUCUUUCUACGCCGCCGAGGACAUGCGGCACAUCUACACCUUCCGAGUGGCCUUUCGAGAGCGAGUCUUUCCCCUCUUCUCUGUCUGCUCUACUGGGACAUACUUGCGGAUCUGGCCAUGAGAUGGGGCCAGAGAUGAUGGGCUGCUAAGAGGAGGGGCUGAUUCAGGCCUCUGGGGUACUGGGAACUGCAGGAAGUUGAUCCUGCACAGGUCUUUCCCCCCAACCCUGGCUUUCCACCUGGCCAGACCUAACUUUGUUUUCUCUGAGAGAUGAGAUGCAAGCAACAAGUUAAUGUUGUAUGUAUAGGCCUCUCGCAAAUCCUGGCUUCUUGUUUGCCAUGUGCUGGCUUUAUCCCAUCUCCAGCCUCUUGCUGGGGCUUAUUACAAGGAAAGCAGCCAGAUUAUCUCACACAGAUUGUCACCCUUUCUCCUCCUCGUUCUGGGCUACCUUCUCACCAAAACUUAUCUGUGGAUUUAACCUUGAGGCCUGUGGAUUCUAGGGACUUUGGCCAACCCUCCCUCUGAUGUGUUUUUGGCAGGUGGCAACAGCUGUGGUCAAGUAGCCAGUUUAGGCUGUCCAUAUCUGCCUGGCUCCUUGUUCCUGGUCUCAUUUCAGCUCUAGAUCUUAAAACUGCUCUGUGUCUCCUUUCUGUGGCUGUUGAUACUGGCUUUUGCCUCAGCUUUCUUCUGCAUCUUCAUUUUCCCCAGGACUUUAGAAGGUGUUGGGGGGAGAGGUGGUAGGAAGUGGGAGGGGGACUAGCAAAAUUCCGCAGUUUCCUCAGCUCUCUGUGGGUUCGUGCUUACUUGAAUCUCAGCCCUGAGCUAUCCCAGCUGAGGAGGAAGGCAGCUCUGGGGUUGGGGCAGGACAUUUUAUUUUCUCUGCUUUGCACUCUUGUCAGGCUGUAGCCAAGAGGAUCAAAAGUGGACUCAAAGCUGAGUGGACUUGGCUGCUUGUCUCUGGACUCAUCAAUUCUCCUGGCUACAGCUGAUGUCUGCAAUCAGGAAAGAGUUCCGUUUCCGAGAUGUCAGUCUGCCCAGACUAGAAUUAGACCCUUGCCCAUGUGUGUGACCAGGCAGCCAUUCAAGGGAAUAAAUGCCAACACACUUUUGGGCAUUCACACUCACACUGCCCUAUAACCUCCCCUCCCCUCCUCCACCCCCAACCAUAUAACACUGACUAUAAGGAGAGGACCUUACCCCUAAAUACACAGGCAAAUCCACACUUAUAACUUCAUAACAAGUCACAUUAGUGGACAAACCUACAGGCAUCAAUGCACUCAUAACAACCAAUAUUCAGGUACUUCCUGCCACAAAUAUCUAGUCCCCCUGUUUUACCAAAUGAUGUAAAUACACUUCCAACACCUUUCCAAGAAGCACACCUAGAGAGUAUGUCACACACGCAUAUAUGUACUGUCUAGAUGUUGAAUCACUGGGUUCUAGGUUCCCCCUCAUGAUUUCCAUGGCCUCUUUACCAGGAUGGUGCCUCAGUUUCCCCAAUUGGUGAUACUUCCUGCUCUUGGCGACCGUGAUGCAGAGGGAGGGGAGCAGAAUGAGAAGGGAGGAAGAGUGGCUUUCCCUGACCAGCUUUUCUUUGGAGAGUCAGAAAAUACAGACUAUGAGUUCAAAUCGUUACUUGGUUUCUUGGUGGGUGAGGUGGGUGGGAAGGGGACUGUGUCAUUCAGGGGUGUCUGUGAGUCCACGUGUGGCUGUAUCUAUGGAUCAUUUCUCUAUUCUGAGUGGUGAUGUGAGUCUAUUUGUGUAUAUUACUUAGUGGAUCUGGAUACUAGUGUAUUUGGGUGUGUGAAGGAAGUGCACAUUUAUUGUAGUCUCCCAUUACAUGAAUGUGGGUGCACUUGUGCUGUGAGUACUAAUGUGAGCUUGUCCCUUUGGGGCUGUGUGUUAAUGGAGGAGGGUUUUUGAAUGUUCUGUUGGGGCGUCUGAGUCCUUGAUUGUGCGUAUAGAUAUGUUUGCAUGUGAGUACGAUACCAUUCAGUGAAUGUGUGUCUCUGUAGCAGGAGUGAAUACUUAUUUGACUAGUAGCUGCUCUGGGUAGGGAGAAAGGAAAAGUUUGGCAUAGACUGUAGGCUCUAGAGCAGGAAUUCUCAACUUAGGAUAUGUGAACUGUGUUAAAAAUUUUUUUUUUGUUAACUGUAUUUCAAUAUAAUGGUUUCCUUUGUCACCUUAUGUAUUUUAUCUUUUUGAUUCCCAACAUUAUUCUGAGAAGGGGUCUUUCCAUAGGUAUCCCCAGACUGUCAAGAGGGGCCCAUGACACAAAAAAGUUAAGAACCCUUGGCCCAGAGGAAGGCUAUAUUGCAAAACAGUUACUUCUUAUGUCAUCAUGCUUCUGUCUGAUUCUGUGAGUGGCUCACUCUGCUCUCCCAUUCUCAGAAGGACUUGAGGUUCCUUCCCUCACUCUCCAUGCUCAAAUGAUGGAUCCUAUUAAGUGGCAGAGGUGAGUUGGGUAGUCAUGGGAAUAGGAGGGUCUGUCACAUUUCCUGGGGCAGAGCAACACCACCUGUGAAGGCAGCAGUAGGGCAGAGCUCUGAGAAACCAGGCUUGAGGUAAGCCCAGCUACUCACACUGACUUGCAAACUCCCAGUCUUCAUCCUCUCCCAGAAUCCAGCAGUCCUGCCUUUGAGCUGAUAGUAGUCACCCUAACUUCUCCCAUCCAUUUUGUUCUUUCAUUUUUCUCUGCCCUCCUUUUUUAAAAGGCAUUUUCCCCCUCCCUUCUUUCUGGACAUAGACAUCUGUCCAAAAGCUCCUCUUUCUCUUUAGGGAUCCAUGUGUUUCAGUCUUUCAGUUUCUGGGAACUGAUUUGCAUACAGAGUGGUGAGGAGUCCACAGCGCCCAACACAGUAUCUUGCAGGUAGAUGCUCAUACAGACGUUUACUGAAAAGUGACUUUCCACAUGUAUAAUAACCAGAAUUUCUAUGUCACUUAAAGGUUAGCAAAGUGCUAUACAAAUAAAUAUUAUCUCAUUUGAUCUCAGCAACCCUGGGAGGUAAUGGCUAUUAGCUCUAUUUUAUAGAUGAGGAAAUUGAGGAAUGAGGUUAAAUGAGUUGUGUGAGGCAGGAUUUCAACUCCGGUGUCUUGUGUCCAGGUGCAGGCUACUUAACUGCAACAUUGGAUCGCUAAGAAUUGACUACUUUGAAUGUAGUAGAGAGAUCACUAGAGAGGACCCCAGUCUAGAUCCUAGCUCUUUCACUUGCUAUGAAUCAACAAUCACUGGUAGGCAUUGGGAAUGCAAAUAUAAAAUUAAAAAUCUCCAAUGAGCCUUUAUUCUAUUGAGGGAGGCAACAAGUACAUUACAUAAGUAAGAUGAUACCAAAUAAAUGGAAGGCAAUUUUGUGGGAACAGGCAUAAGCACCUAGGGAGAUCAGGCAACGCUUCACAUAGAGCUGAGCUGUUGAAAGAAAUGGCUGCUGUCAUGAGGGAGGGCAUUCUAGGCACAGGGAGACGGCCUAUGCAAAGGAUGGGAGACUCUGUGUGUGAAGGGGAAGAAUGUAAUAAGACUGGAAAGGUAGGUUGGAGUCAGAUUUUGGAGGGUUUUAAAUGCCAAAUAGGAGAUGGUGUUUCAUCCCAGACGUAUCGGGAUACUCUUGGAGUUUUACUGAGUCACCUGUGUGACCUGGGGAAGAUAAUUUCACUCUCUGGGCCUCAUUUAUCUGUAGAAUGAGGGGUUUGCCCUAGCCUAGAUGAUCUCCAACCUCCAUCUCCUUUACUGCUCUAAAUCUGUAUUGAUAUGAUUCUAAUUAGGGAGGUAAUCUGGAGGAGAUAAAGUGUUAGGAAACCUGAAUAAAAGUGGUGAAAUGUUUUGUCCUUCUUUGGUGAUAGGGUAUUUCAGGCCACAGAUAUAACCUAGCAAAGAGCCCAGAGCAUGUUUAAUAAAAGGAAUGUUGACUCAAUUUAUCUAAGAGGAGGAGAGGUCCUAAGAGAUUAAGAAAGUCAAGUAAUUUGUAGAGAGCCUCGUGAAAGUUUUAAGACCCGAUUUUGGUAAACACCCAAGGAGGGGGAUGGUAUUGUCAGAACAGUAAUAAGGGAAGAAAACUUGGUAAUAAUGGAGGUCAACUGGAAAGAGAGGAUGAAACAAGGAGGGGUAGUCUGGUUAAGGAAAUACCAGUAUAUUAGGUGAGAAAUGACUAGAUUAAGGUUGUGGCUGAAAGGUGAAAGGUAAGAUUUUAGAGUUAUUUAUGCCCUUAUCAUUUUUCUCAGGGUAUUACAAUCAUGAUUGCAAACCGAAUCCAACCUUAAUGCAGCUGCUAAAUUGAUAUUCUUAAAAAAAAUUAAAAACUGGGAGUGAAAUCUACCAAAAUAUCCUCGAUAUCUGCAUAGAUUCAAUUACAAAAUACUCCUUACGGGAAUAAAGAGCCGCUUAAAUACUGGAAGAAUACACAGUACACAUGGCUGAGCUAGGCCAGUAUAAAAAUUCAAACAGAACCAAAGUUAAUAUACAGAUUUAGUGUUAUGCCAAAGUACCAAUUGAGAUAUUUUUCAGGGCUAGAUUAUAUAACAAUCCAUUUGGAAGAACAAAAUAUCCACAUCAUCAAGAGAAA